Molecule: messenger RNA, 1227 nt
Organism: Moesziomyces antarcticus
Lineage: Eukaryota; Fungi; Basidiomycota; Ustilaginomycetes; Ustilaginales; Ustilaginaceae
Exons: 4
Coding region: 1-1227 (408 amino acids)
Biological process (GO): phosphatidylinositol dephosphorylation
Cellular component (GO): endoplasmic reticulum
Molecular function (GO): phosphatidylinositol-4-phosphate phosphatase activity
Source: RefSeq, a predicted model, not a curated record
AUGUCGGCUCAACAUGAGCCGCCAGCGGCUUCGACUAAGGAAAAGGUUGCUACGGCUGUGGCGCCGCCAAGCGCAGCCCGAACCGAUGUUGCGGCCAGGGCCGAGGAGACUCCUGCCGUCCGCUUCGUGCUCACCGACAAGGCGCUCGACGAUGCCUUCAACGACGUCUGGGCCAACAAUGCGAACGCAAUCUCGCACUGCUACUCCAACACCGAUGCGCUCAAGGUCGACUUUACCCGCACUGGCAAGAGGAGUUUUUUGGGCAUGAUCAACGAUGCAACCAACUCCGUCUACAGAAUGGUUCAAGGCGCAGUGACGGACUUCUUCCGCCAGACUGUGCUCGACUUCACAUAUGGUUCCAUCGGCCUUCACGGCCUCGAGCGCUACUACGACGAUCUCAAUAGCCGCGAUCCGUCCGAGUCCAUCCGGCUCGCCCGUGUGCGCACCUCCGCCAUCGAAAGCUGCCGGCGCGAAGUGGUACCGGAUAUCGAGCCGCUCAUUGGUGGCUGGACACUUUGCUCCCCGCUUCAGCCCAAUACGGUGCAGGCGCUCAAGCUCGAGGAAAAGGUCGCUUUGCUCACUUCCAAGGCUCUUUACGUGUGCAGCUACGACUUUGGCAGCGAGAAGCUCAACGAGUUCACCAAAGUACUUGUGGGCGACAUCGUUGGCAUCCAGGAAGGGCUGUAUGUGACGUCGCCGCACGAGUCUUCGCAUCCCGAAGACAACUGGGGCGUCGUGGUGACGUACCUGAACUCGAUCUCUCGGAGCAACACGACGGCGUCCAUCAAGAACCUCACCACCACAGCGGCGACCGCUUCGUCCGCACACGCUGCCGACGCUGCCAGACGCAUCUUUGCGUUCCGCGCCAUCUCGGACGAGGUCGAGGAUGCGGCAGCAGCAGCCUCGAGCGCAACCAUGCGUUCGCGCCAUCUUUACCACACGGUCAAAGGCGGCUCGUUGGGCUCGGCGCCGAGCAACCGCAGCACUGCCGCAGCUGCCGCGGAUGACGACGACGAUGGGCCUGUCUCGUCCAAACGCAAAGUGGCGAGGAUUGUAGAGCUGCUGUGCGAAUGCUGUGCAGACGCAGGCGCCUUUGAUCCGGACCAAGAGGAAGAGGAGGAACCGUUCGUCACGAGCAAGACCAUUCAGAGUCUGGACGAAGCCAAGGCUAUGAUGCCUCUCUUCGGACCGCUGAUUGAAGGCCUCAAGCGCCGACUCUGGCUCUAG